Aureobasidium pullulans EXF-150 is the source of this 1437-nucleotide messenger RNA. Its product is annotated as putative MFS transporter. The record is from RefSeq and is a predicted model, not a curated record. Gene Ontology annotation, molecular function: transmembrane transporter activity. NCBI's taxonomy places the organism in Eukaryota, Fungi, Ascomycota, Dothideomycetes, Dothideales, Saccotheciaceae. Bases 1 to 1437 code for a protein of 478 amino acids. The transcript is spliced from 3 exons. Gene Ontology annotation, biological process: transmembrane transport. Gene Ontology annotation, cellular component: membrane.
AUGACCAACACCAACGAGAAGGAUGUCGGACCAGAGUUCAUCAACGAUGUUGAGUCCGGCAGCUCACAACAAGCAUACACCAGAGGCGGCAGUCCCGAGGAUAAGAAGCUUGUCUGGAAGCAGGAUUUGAGGAUCCUACCCAUCUCUUGUGGUAUCUACCUCUUGUGUUAUCUCGACCGCUCCAACAUCGGCAAUGCUAAGGUUUUGAAUGCUUCGACACACAAUGACUUGCUUUCCGAGACCAACAUGACGGCCUACCAAUACACCAUCGCGCUGAUGGUAUUCUUGAUUGCCUACAUGGUCUUCGAAGUACCAUCCAAUUACUUCCUCAAACGACUUUCUCCGAGCAAAUGGAUUGCCUUCUUGAUGCUCUCGUGGUCAGUCAUGACCAUGGGGCUAGGUGGUGUCCAUAAUUUUGCUGGAGUCACAGCAUUACGUUUCAUGCUUGGAGUGUUCGAGGCAGGGCUCUUUCCCGGUCUUGUGUACUACCUCACAUUUUGGUAUCGUACCGAUGAGCGCUCGAUAAGAGUGGCCUUUAUCUUGGCUUCGGCGACAUUGGCAGGUGCUUUUGGAGGAGCCAUCGCGUACGGCGUUGGCCAUAUGAAUGGUACCGGUGGUCUGUCAGCAUUCCGGUGGCUAUUCAUCCUAGAGGGAUUGCCAUCAUUGCUGUCGGCACCACUGGUAUGGUUCUUCCUUCCCGAUUAUCCUGAGACUGUCAAAUGGCUCUCCCCUGAGGAAAAAGCUCUUGCUGCAGAGAGAUUGAAACUCGAAGGCUCGCACGGUGGCAGUAAGAGUAUGACUUGGCAGGAUGCUAAAGUCACACUGACCGAUUGGAGACUUUACGCUCAUUAUGCCAUCUACUUUGGCAUCUCAACCCCGUUUAGCUCUUUGUCCCUCUUCACACCAACCAUCACUGCAGGUCUGGGCUUCAAAGACCUUACGGCGCAGCUGAUGACCGUUCCGCCGUAUGCAGUGGCUUAUGUGGUGACGCUUCUGGUGUCUUGGUCUGCCGACCAUUUUGAUGCUCGAGCUCUUCACUCCGCCAUCUUCGCCACAGUAGGAGCCAUUGGCUUCCUAGCCUCUGCUGUGCUUCCACCGGACGCAUACAACGCUCGAUAUGGCUGCCUCAUCGUGGCUGCUGCCGGUUCGUUUUCCUGCAUCCCACCUCUUUUGGGAUGGCUAUCGUCCAACUUGCAUAGUACUGCAGCGGCUGGACUAGCUAUUGCUUUGAACAUCUCUUUUGGUGCACCGGGACAGAUCACGGGAGUCUGGAUUUACAAGGCGGAAGAGAAGAAGAAGGGAUACCCUACUGGUCAUUGGGUAAAUGCGGGCUUGCUUUUCUUUGUGGCUGCUGGCUGCAUCUCCCUAUUGUUCUUCUACAAGAUCAAGAACAGGACGUUGAGACGAGAGGGCGUGGAGAGGCUAUUCAGAUAUUGA